AAGAAUGGCGAAAGGGAAGCACAAAAAGGCUUUGAGAUCGGAGAAAGCCAAAGUGAAGUUGAAAGGAGCCAAACUCCCCAAAGGACUCAAUAUCACGAAGACAGACUUUAAGGUGAAGAAGAUCCUCAUCCGGGAGCAACUGAAAGACACUGAAACGCCGGAAGGCAUUCAAAGAGUGAACAUUAAGGAUCUCGUGAGCAAAUUGCGACACAACAACUCAUCCAUAAAGCAGGACACUCUGAAGCACGUUAAGGAGAUUCUCGCCUCAUCGCCGGAAGAUCUCUUUCCGCGACACUUGGGCGAUGUUGUGCAGACAGUGGGACAAAUGUCCUUGGAUGUGGAUAGAGAAGUGCGCCGGGAAAGUUUCAGAUGUCUUCAAACACUGCUAGAAUCCAUAGACACAUCUUUGAUGGAACCAUUCUUCGACAUGCUAUCAUCUUACUUGCGAUGCGCCAUGACUCAUCUUCAGAACAACAUUCAGGAAGAUUCACUGCUCUUGCUGGACGUCCUGCUCCAGAAUGUUCCUCAUCUCGUGGCGAAAGACAGUGAUAAAAUCUUCACAAACUUCCUCGACAUGGUGUCAAAGCUAAGGUCAGAAUCCCAGCCGGGAAGGACGUUGUCGUUGAACUUAGGGAAGAAGAUCACGGCUGUAAAGUGGAGAAUCCGCGUUCUGGAGAGACUUCUCAAGCUUUUGCAAGGAUUAAAUGCCUCCCUGAGAAUUGCAGACACGGAAACAGCUGUGAAACCCAUGCAAUUCAAUGCCGAGGGAACUUUCUACGCUCCAAUAGUGCAAAAGCCACAAGAAUUGUGGUUCGAAGAGGUUUCUGGAUUGUUCAUCAGGCAAAUGAGCUCCCUUAAGCAGAAGACAGCAGCCAAAGGGACAGAUUUUAGUGAAUCCCAGAAGAUUAUCUACUAUGUGGAGCAAAUGGUGCCUCUCUUGGUGGAGACUUGGCUGGAGAUAAGACCGCAAAACACAGAGGAAGGUGAUGUGGCCCUUGGUCAGGAGGCAGCAAGCACAAUUUCACUAAUUGUUGGCAUCCUGGAGGAGCUCUGGAAUAUGGUUGUGCGAUGCGAUCAGAAGAGUCAAACCACAGAAAUGCAAACUUGGCUGAGAAAGUCCUACAAUAGAGACUUCUGCCAAGCCUUCAUGACGGGAUUUCCGUACAAUUUCACAGGAAAAGCUCGUUCUGUGUCUGCUCAAGAAGAGAAUCUGCGUUUAUGCUAUCUUUUCUGCUGUCUCAGCGACUCAUCUGGCGGGACAAAUGCAAAGCUGAGUGGAAAGAUAAUUGAUUUCACGAGCGCCUCCCUGACGACAUGGCGGAGCCAGACUCCAUCGAGUUGGGCAUGUUUGCACAAAGUAUUGCGGAUUGUUUUGGUGGAAAAUGGGAAAAGUUGGUCCACGCGGAGUGUGGCGCAUUUGAGGAAACUUUCUCAGAAAUUACUCGACGUCCACACAAAGGCAAAGCUCAGCAGUGAAUUGAGUGGGGCAAUUCUUGUGCUCAUUUCUCAUGCUCUUUCUUCGGAGGAGAAGUGCCUGGUGGUCAAGGAAACCACUGAGCAGUGGUUUCAACAAUUGCGCUCUGUGCUUGCAAAUGCUGAGAAGAUGCCACAAAGUCUUGUGGACGCUCUGGCCAAAUUGUACACAAUUAGCAGGGAGUUUGUGAACUUCUUGAGUGAUCAACUUCCUGAUAUACUCAGCAAUAUAUCGAGGAUGGAAAUUACUGAGAGUAAAGAUGACGGAAUGGCAAAGAGACAAUUAGUGAAUUUCAUCUACUGGCUUCCCGGGAGAAUUACAGAAGAUCACUUAAAUCUAAUAGCGGAUGAAGACCUGAGACGAUAUGCAACGAGCCUGAAUUCUUUGAAGAAAUGCUAGUGUUUUAUAUGGACAAUAAAUAUUGUAAAAUAACUCACCAAAAUGAUGAAUUUAGAAUGCUUGUGAGAUGACAUCGCUGCCAGAGACGAUGGUAUUUGAUG
Messenger RNA from Phlebotomus argentipes, 1974 nucleotides. RefSeq names its product testis-expressed protein 10 homolog. NCBI's taxonomy places the organism in Eukaryota, Metazoa, Arthropoda, Insecta, Diptera, Psychodidae. Bases 5 to 1873 code for a protein of 622 amino acids. Gene Ontology annotation, cellular component: MLL1 complex; nucleus. The transcript is spliced from 2 exons. The record is from RefSeq and is a predicted model, not a curated record.